Nasonia vitripennis (jewel wasp) is the source of this 7410-nucleotide messenger RNA. Its product is annotated as guanine nucleotide exchange factor DBS. Gene Ontology annotation, cellular component: cytoplasm. Bases 690 to 3983 code for a protein of 1097 amino acids. Gene Ontology annotation, biological process: intracellular signal transduction. The record is from RefSeq and is a predicted model, not a curated record. Gene Ontology annotation, molecular function: protein binding; guanyl-nucleotide exchange factor activity. NCBI's taxonomy places the organism in Eukaryota, Metazoa, Arthropoda, Insecta, Hymenoptera, Pteromalidae. The transcript has 16 exons.
CAUUGAUUCGAGUGAAACUUUAUGCACCUCAUAGAGCGAGCGAUAUGCGAUCCUAUAACGCGAUUGACGAGAGUCUCUCGGAGAGCGCUGAGCGAGCGAACGAGUUAUGCGCACCAGCAGCGGCGCCGGCACUCGGAACAGUCGGAACCGUAGACUCGCGCGGCGGCGCCGGCGCCUCUCCUCUACACUAUACAAGUAUAUACAUGUGUCAUUGUGUAUUCGCGUGUGCGCUAGAUAUUGCCAGUCUCGCGGCCUCAGCCCUCCGCGACAGCUCCAGCAGACUCUACCCUCUCGAGUCCUCGUAUCUAUCGAGAGACGCACGGCGCUCGUUCCGGAGUAAAAUUUUAAUCGCAGUGUUGCAGGAAGCCUACCUGCGAUGCAGCAGUCCGCAGAGGGGGAGUGAGCUCGCGCGCGGAUUCGCGAAUAGCGUAGCGUCGUCUGCUGCCUCGUCGCCGCAGCGGAGAGUAAAAACACUGCAGUACGCAAGCACCGGCUCCGUAUAGUCAUACCUAUAUACGUGAGCGUACAUCCACGAGUUGCCCGAACGAGACAUGUUCGAGCCAGGGCUGCUGCUUUACUCGUCGGGAAGAAAGAGAGGACAAUGGACCGGGCAGAGAGGAUUGUUCCGCUGAUGACAGCUGCUCGUCGUUCCAUGUCUCCGCUGCCGCUGAUUAGUUCGCGAAUGAACGAUGAAUUUCCAAGAGGACAAGUUGGCGAAGAUGGCCGGCUCGCCGACUAGCAUCGAGAACCAGAUCGACAGCUUCCUGGAGCAGUUCAAGCGCAGCGCCUCCAGAGCCAUGGAGGAGCAUCAUCGACGAUCGAGCCUCUACAACGCCAGCAGCAUCAGCCGCAGCCGCAGCGGUAAUCUCGACCUCGAGGUUCUCGAAGCCGAGGAUGCGGAGAGCAUGACUGGCGAGAUCGAGAACGGCGAGCUGGCCGUUCGGGACGUCGCGGACCUUCUCCAGCCGCAGUAUGCCAUCAUAACCGGUGGCAAGACUCGGGAGGGAUGUCCCAUCAUCACGUUCCCGGACAAUGGCAACUUUCACAAUCUGACUGACCUCGACUAUCAGCGGCUCAUGCUCUACCUCACCUCUGUUCCGACCUUGCACGAAGCGGAUCUGGGCUUUCAUUUGGUCGUCGAUCGGAGGACCGACAAGUGGAAUUCCGUUAAGACAGUCCUGCUAAAAAUUUCAGCUUUCUUUCCCGGCCUGGUUCACGUCGUCUACGUACUGCGGCCGGUGGGCUUUCUGCAAAAGGCCAUUUCCGAGGUGUCGAACAAGCUGUUCCGCGAGGACUUCAAGUUUCGGGUCAUCGUUUUGGCGAACGUCUUCGAAUUGCAUGAGCUCAUAGAGAAGGAUCAGCUGACCGAGCAGCUCGGCGGAGAGCUCGCCUAUUGCCACCACACUUGGAUACAAAACAGAAUAAGCCUCGAGAAGUUCUCCUCGAUGACGCAGGACGUGUCGCUGGCUCUGGACUCGUUCACGCGCAGGCUGGCCGAGGUCGAGUUCCCGAACAACACAAUCGCAACGACGACACUGCUGAGCCAGCAGCAGGCCGAGUACAACGAGCUCAAGGAGGAGAUCCUAAGCGCGGCCAGGCACGGCGAGGCUCUUCUCGACAGUGUCAGGCAGCUCACUGGCAAGGCCACGGCCGACAGACUCGGUAAUGUCGCGGCCGUCGAGAGGCUACUCGUUCAACUCGAAGAGACAGAGCGAACUUUCGACUUGUUCUGGUCGCACCACAGCUCACGAUUGAGACACUGCCUGGCCCUCCGACAGUUCGAGCAAGAUUUUCGGGAGUUGCAAGCAAACCUUGGUCAGCAUCUUAAAACUAUCGAGGAGAUGACGGAAGUAGGCGAAACGCAAUCCAGAGUCGACCAACUACUGCGCGACACCUCCACGUUUCAGAGGAUAUGCAGAGGAGACAUAGACAGAGCCGAGGAGGUAAUAACCGCCGGACAGCAAUUGCUAUCGGGAAGACACCAAUGUCCAGCCGAAGUAGUCGAACCAAAAUGCGCAGAGCUGCAAAGAGUUUGCACAAUUUUAAGCCAGAGACUGGAGAGAAGGUUGCACACACUCACCAAAUGCAGGGAGCUUAUGGAGCACAUUGAUAAGGCAAACACCUGGUGCACACGUGGAAUAGAAUUGUUAGCGGCCCAAAACAGUUCGACUCCAGCAGAUCAAGCCCUCCAAGAGCUGCAAUCUUUAAUUGAAGCCGCAGAAGAAUUUCAUCACCCAAGAAGUAUAUUUGAAGAUUCUAUUAUGCCAGAAACCAAAGCACUUGUCACUCAGGUUUUACAAAGGAUAGAAGAUGUUUCAGUGAUGUGUGAUAAAAGAAUAAUGAGCCUUAAGCAACAACUUAUGAAACCAGCUAGACCAAUCCAAACUGUUACUCCAGAACCAGCAAAACCUCUGCAGCCCGCCCCACAGUGUAUUAGACCUGGAAGAAUUUUAAAGAAAGCUAACACGAUGCCAAGGAUGGAAAUGGGACCCGUUGAGGGAGGUGAAAUAUCAUCCCCAGAGAGCGAGCCUCGAGACGGUGAAGCUUUGCGAUUGAAGCGUGGUCAUGUACUAACAGAACUGGUGGAGACCGAGCGUAUAUACGUAGCUGAACUAGGCUCUAUUAUCAAGGGAUAUAAAAUGGAAAUGAACAAUGAGGCUUUGGCUCAUCUCGUACCUGCACCGCUCGUCGGUAAAGGCGACGUUCUCUUUGGCAAUUUGGAGGACAUUUAUCUUUUUCACAGAGACACCUUCCUGAGGGAUCUUGAGAAUUGUAUAUCUAAUACUGAGCUUGUGGCCUUGUGUUUCGUACAAAGGAGAGAGAUUUUCUUUAGGCUGUACAGUUACUAUUGUCAAAAUAUUCCACGAUCUGAGAGGCUUCGAGAACAAAUUCAAUCAGAACCGCAAUUUCUUGUGACCUGUCAGCAAAAGCUCGGCCAUAAAUUGCCAUUGGCUGCAUAUCUGCUUAAACCUGUACAGCGCAUCACCAAGUAUCAACUUCUGCUGAAGGAUCUACUAAAAUACAGCGACGAGCAGUCGUGCUGUGUUGAAUUGCAAGAAGCUCUAGAUUGCAUGCUCGUUGUGUUAAAGUGCGUUAAUGAUAGUAUGCAUCAAACGGCAAUUACGGGAUUCGGGGGUGACUUGAAUGCUCAAGGUGAGCUUCUUUUGCAAGGUUCGUUCAGCGUCUGGAGCAGUAGUAAACGGGAACGCUUGCUACGACUAAAGCCAUCGCAACGUCACAUUUUUUUGUACGAAAUGGCUGUGAUAUUCUGCAAACACAGUAAGCCUCAAGCGCACACCAAAGCUACUUAUCACUUUAAAAGAUACUUAAAAACGUCACAAAUUGGUUUGACCGAAUCCGUAAAAGGGGAUGCUCGACGUUUUGAGAUUUGGCUGCAGGGUCGAGCAGAGGUUCACACAAUUCAGGCAUCAAGUAUUGAUGUCAAACAGGCUUGGGUUCGACAAAUUAAAAACGUUCUCAUGUCACAACUUGCUGAACUUAAAGGGAAACAAAACACUGCUCUUCUUGGCAAAACCGGCCACAAGUACGGACCCCUCCGACAAACUAUUUCAUGGGAUGCCCAAAGUAGCCUUUCGGGAUCAUUACGUACACUGUCAGUUGACAGCAAUAGUAUGGUCUCGCAUCUUACCGAUGUUUCUCAGACGACGGAAAAUGAUGAUGUUGGCUGGAGCUCAGAAAAUAGCAAUACAGACGACGAAGACGCGUUUGGUGAUAUAUCUGGUCCUGCACCCGGUGGCAGAUACGUCGCGCUGGCUGACUACUGCGCCAUGGGUCAGUCGGAGGUGACGAUGCGCGAGGGUGACAAUCUGGAGCUGCUCAAAGUCGGCUGUGCUGGCUGGUGGUUCGUCAAGCUAAUCGGGGCAGGUAUCGAGGGAUGGGCACCUGCCUCUUAUCUCGAGCCCAUCAGUCGUAAGACCUGCCGCAGCUCGCAGUCGGUGAAUAGCAGUCAAGAGGCUAUGUGAAACAGGAGACUAACACACUAGAUCUGCGAUUUGGUGUGUUAGGUAUCUCUCCUUCUCUUCGGCUAACUUAGCUACUAUUCCUCGUCAUCCUCGUGAAACAGGAUUUCCCGUCAAGCAGUGAAGGCCAAUCUCGUAACUUAUCCUACGAGAGUUUUGUAUAUGUUUGGAUAAAUAUAUACAGUAAUGGUGUAGUAAAUUUUAGCGCGAAUGGUGCAAGUAAGUUUAGACCGUACAGUCAGAGUAUUAAUCCUUUAUGGUCCAACUUCCGUCAUUAUUUAAAGUUUAUCAACACUGCCGCUUAAAUGACAGUUGAUUUUUCUUGAUUUGGAAGUCAAUUUUCUUACCUACAGUUGUAACGAAUAGAUGGAGAAUGAAAAUGAUAGAUGCCGACGCUAAAGUCGUGUUAAACCAGUUCAGUGUAACGGUUAACACUGGGCAUUCGGAUACUAGUCGGCAAAACACUGCUUUUUUAGUUAUAUGAACAGUCGUAUUUAUUCACGGGCAUUUCGGUUUCAGUAUCGUAGUCUACGCUUAAAUUAUUUUCCCUCACUUCUAAUUGUAAGUCUUUUAGAAAAACUUACGAGUCGGUGCAAUAAAAAAUGAAUUGUUAAUCUAUUGUAUGGUAUAUGUAAAAAGUUAAUGAGGUAACUAGAUAUUAGCAGAUAGCAAAGUUGAAUUAAAACGUAUUUAUAUAUGUAUGAAAUAUGAAAUCAUGCCGUUGCAUAGUUUAAUGCAACAUCAAUUUGUAGAUGGGUGUAGUGAGUUUUUUGUACGGUACGUUUAAGGAAUCAACACCAAGUAUAAAGCGGAAUGGAAAUGGAUACGUGCUAUAUUGCCGGAAAUUCAUUUUCAUGGUAAAUCACUUAACGAUAUUGAACAUAGGCAAUAAUAAAAAAAGCAAGAUUUCUGAUGAUAAAGUUUAAAAUAUACAUUGCUAUCGCAGCUUUUUGUACAUGAAACUAAAAAAAAAAUUAACUAUCAGACCAGUUCUUAUAAAUGAGUACAUUUAUCUUGAUUGAAAAUAAUUCAACAUUGGUGAAUUUUAUUAAAAAGGCGUACAAAGUUUUUUAGCUAAUCUUUUGAUAUUUUCAGUUUUAUCGAAAUACAUGCUUGUAUAAAAAUAUCUUUCUUGAUAGGCAAAAAAUCAAAGUUUCAAGGUUUUUCAUUUUUAAAGGUGAUACAGUAUUUGACACCCAUCUAUCAUGCCGUCCUACAUGAAUUGACCUGCCUUUCUAACAAAAUUAUUGUAUUAUCUUUAAAUUAUUUUGUCAUCUUAAUCAUACAAUUUAUCUGUUGCACAAGAAAACUUGUUAUUUUGUUGAUAAAGAAUUGUUUACGCAUUCCUUUUUUACGAUAGUUAAAGCUAUGAUGCAAGCUCUUUUUAGGAUGAUAAAGUUGAAAUGAUAAUAUUUGUAUGUCAAGUCGGAUGCGAGCAAUUUUGUUUAUGCUCACUAUUACACAUUGAAAAAUGUUUUCUCACUAAUGUGAGAAGGCAGUAUUGCGACCAUAUUAUACACUUUCGCAUAGACAAUAAUAUUGUCCAAUUGUAGAAGAUGUAUAUGGCUCAUUAAAAUUUGUAUGAAAUAUAAUCGAGUUAAAUGUAAUCAUGUAGUGAUUAGCGCAUUAAUAAGACAAAAGAAAAACAUAAAAAUGUCUUACUUCCGUUACAUGCUGUGGCAAAUAGAAGGCGGUUUCUGCAAAAAAGCGAAAAAUAUCAUUAGCUCUUUAUAACGCGUUGAGCAUGACGGUUCCUUUAACGUUCCUUCAAAGACAGAUACAUUUUGACACUUCAACAUCGUGUUAUCUAUUUUUACAUUGAAUAAAGAAUAAAGCUAAAAUCGCUUCUAUUUGCAGAAAGAAAUUACGUUAAAAGUUAAAAAGCAACCACUGUUAUCAAGGGGCGCAGUAGCGCUUAAUAUAAUCAAUGAAAUUCUGUAGGGCUAGCCUUUCAAAUAUAAGGUAUACAUUGAUACUAUGAUAUGGACGAAGAUAAUUGUAAAAAUAGUAGAAUGAAGAUUUCUUUCGAAAAAUCAAACAUAGAGUACUUAAGAAAUUAAAGUGAGAUUUUAUAUUUAAAUUAAUUUUAAAAAAAAUUCGUUUAGUUUUUGUUAAUUAUGUUUGAAAAUUAAAAAAAAAAAUAAACCACUUUCAGUUGCCUUAUAAAUGAGAUAUUUUUAAAUUCUUUCAUAAAUUUUUGGCUGACUACAAAAACAAUUCAAAUUGAACAAAAAUUUGUAUAGAAUACUUAUAAACUCACUUUUGUCUAAUAUUAAAAUCUGUGCUCUUGUAUGCAAUGAAUGCAGGCAAAUUUCUUAUAAGCUUUUAUAUUAUAAGAGUUUUUACAAAGUAAAAUUCAAAAUUACUUUUAAAGUAAAUAUACUAUAUACAAUCUAGAACUGCAUUUUAAAAGUUAGAGGUAAAAACUUCAGAGUUCAUAGAUAAUAUAAGAAUUGAUACAAGUCAUUUUAUACAUUCCUUAAUUGUUUUAGUCUGGCUGUAAAAUAAGCUGAAAAAUACAAUUUUUUACGCAGCACGCAUCUAUACACACCUGGAGAAAAUAAAUUUAAUAUGCAGAAUUAAAAGUUCGACUAAAUUUACAAACAGAUAAAGUCCACGAGACAAAAAACUUCAUGUAUAUUGAGAAGCAAUCACAAAGGUAUAUAAACUAAAAAGUUUAGUAGUUACUACCUAUUGUAGCUUUUGAUGUGCAGGGUAUAUUAAAAGCUUUGGCAUCUGCGUCAUAAGAACAUAAAACAAUAAUUAUUGAAUUUUUCAUGCGCGUGCGAGGCACGUUAUAAAAAUUAUAUAUACAGUUGUGCCUGUAUAAAAUGAAAAAAGAAUAAUAAUAAAUAAACUGAUGACAUAAACUAAACAGGCUCUCAAUAUCGAUUACAGGAAUAAAAUUUUCUUGAAAAGAGCAACAGAAGAUAUUCAACUUGAUUCAUUGAUUCAGUUGAUAUAGCUUUGCUUUAUUCCAGGAAAUUUUAACUUAUACAACGAUAAAAUAGAACUAAAAAUGUUAAACUGAUUAUCAUGAAUUUAAAUCAUAAUCCUGCAACUUGAUUUGUAUAAAACAAGUAGAAGUACAUACAUGCAACAAUGUAUUAUGAGAAUUAUUAUGGAGACUAUACAUUAUUUAUUACAGAAUAUCUUAGUACAAAACAAAUUGAUUUUUGAUAGAAGUUUAUCAUUUGUAUAACUAUGGUAUUUAUUGUUUAAAUGUACAUAUUUGAUGCUGUCUAAUGUAUUUUGUAUUGAUUAUUGUAUACUUCAAACAUCUACUGAUGUUAAAGAAUUAAAAAAAAUAUUUGUACAAAAUGCAUAAGACAGAAUAAUUUGAUAAAUCCCACAAGAAUCAAUACUUGUAAUAUUGUUAUAAAAGUAAUCUAUGAAUAUGUAAAUAAAGAAUACAUAAUUAUGACCAUAA